GCCUUUGGCCUUUUUUAGUGCAUUUUAUAACCGCAAAACAAUUUAUUUAAUUUUUUGAUUCUUGAAUAAGAAUCACAGAUUCUGAGCCACCAUGUCCACGAGAUGGUAUCCCAUCUACCAGCGCGGCAAUCCGCAGCUGCGUGUUUUCCUGCCCAACUUCUGGAUGAAGCUAAUCCGGCCCACGGAGGAGCAGCCGCCCAAUGUGGUCACCUUUUCGGUGUCCAUGGAGAUGACCAAGUACGAUGUGCGUAGCUACUUGGAGAAGAUCUAUAAGCUGCCAGUGGUUGAUGUUCGUACUCGGAUUGCCUUGGGGGAGACCAAGAAGGAUCAGACCUACGGAUACAUCACCAAAAAAGACGACGUGAAGCUGGCUUAUGUAACAUUGCCCAGGGAAGAGUCCUUUGUCUUCCCCGACUUCUUCUCUGAAAAGGCUGAGAAGCAGGCCCAAGAGGAAAAGUCGCUGGAUGAAUCGAAAGCCGGUUUCCGCAGAUUUCUGGACAGGAACAAGAAGCGACCGGGCACUCCAGGCUGGUUUUCCAUUUAGUUUUUAGUCUGUAAUCUUAGUACUCUUCCUUUCAACGGGUAUAUAAACAUUUAUUUCGAAAGUCCGAAUUAACCUAAA
Messenger RNA from Drosophila santomea, 622 nucleotides. RefSeq names its product 39S ribosomal protein L23, mitochondrial (gene mRpL23). Gene Ontology annotation, biological process: mitochondrial translation. The transcript has 2 exons. Lineage: Eukaryota; Metazoa; Arthropoda; Insecta; Diptera; Drosophilidae. The record is from RefSeq and is a predicted model, not a curated record. The coding region runs from base 92 to 544 and encodes 150 amino acids. Gene Ontology annotation, cellular component: mitochondrial large ribosomal subunit; ribosome. Gene Ontology annotation, molecular function: structural constituent of ribosome.